AUGGCCCUCCCCAAGCACCUCCCGCAUGUGCUCCUUAAGUAUGCGAUGGUGACCGCGCUGAUGGCGUUCAUUACGAAGAUGUUCGUGGCUUACGAUGAUUUACAGCGGUACGAACCGCAUUUCUCCAUGGUCGACCAUCCCUACGUUCCCCCAUCCAAAGGAGACAGUCGUUCGCCAUGCCCUGCGUUGAACGCGUUAGCCAAUCAUAAUUAUCUACCACACGAUGGCCGAGGAAUCACCCGCGAUGCUUACAUCCGCGCCCUGCGGGACGGCUACAAUCUGUCGAUUCCCCUUGCUACGCUCCUCACAUACGGCUCGCAUAUGAUUCUCGCGCAGUACAGCUCGCUUUCGCUUGCCGACCUCGCGCGGCACAACUUCAUUGAGCACAGCGAGUCCCUCGGCCAUGCCGAUGUCAUCGGAGAUGAGGAAUACGCACCCUCCGAGGCGGACCCUCAGCUGAUAUCGCAGCUUAUCAAUGCAUCCUCCAAUGGGCAUUCCAUGGAUAUCCACGACUUCACAAGGGCGCGGCUUCGCCGCGAGGAACCGUACGAGCAGCCGCUGGAUCCUCUGCACGAGGAGAUUGCGCGCGGGGAGAUGUCGAUGGUCCUCGGCAUCUUUGGACAGGGCAAUGAGGCGGUGCCCGUGCGGUGGUUGAAUGACUGGUGGCUGAACGAGCGAUUCCCUGAGGAUUGGGAGCCAAAACACGAGCAGACGUUGCUGAAGACCGUCCGCACGUCGUACAGGAUCAAGCAGCUGAUGCAAGCCGCUGAGGGACAAUAG
This is a messenger RNA of Sparassis crispa, 780 nucleotides long. RefSeq lists its product with no specific name. NCBI's taxonomy places the organism in Eukaryota, Fungi, Basidiomycota, Agaricomycetes, Polyporales, Sparassidaceae. The transcript is spliced from 3 exons. The record is from RefSeq and is a predicted model, not a curated record. The coding region runs from base 1 to 780 and encodes 259 amino acids. Gene Ontology annotation, molecular function: peroxidase activity.